AAUCUCCUCAAGGAAUGCAACAUUGGUUUGUCUGACAAGUCUCAGAUAAGAGCUGAAAAGGUUUCUGGUUUUGUUGGCCUCGGUUUGAAAAAGGGGAUGCUUGUUCCUGUUAGGCAUGUUUCUCGUCCAUGCCUGUUGAAAAUAUGUCGAGUCAAAAGUGAGGACUCAGAAGGAAUUUUAACGGGAGAAAGCAUCAUAGUAGAUGAGCAGACGCUGGAGCGGGAAUUACAGAUUGCAAUAGAAGAGGAGAACUAUACCAAAGCAGCAGAAAUAAGAGAUAGCCUUCGGUCUCUCCAGAGUGACAGCAAGGCUUCUGUGUUAGCAGCUAAUACUCGCUUUUACAACACAUUCAGAAACGGGGAUCUAGCAGCUUUGCAAGCACUAUGGUCAAAGGGUGAUAAUGCAUGUGUUGUGCACCCUGGUGUGAGUGGCAUAUCUGGCUAUGAUCUUGUGAUGGGAAGCUGGGAGUUUGUGUGGGCUGACUAUGAAUUCCCACUGGAAAUCGAGAUCAAGGAUGUUCAAGUUCACGUUAGAGGGGAUGUAGGAUAUGUUACAUGCAUUGAAAUGGUUAAGACAAAGGGUAGCAGCUGGGGUAAACAGUUUGCCACUAAUGUCUUUGAGAAAAUUGAGGGUCAGUGGAAAAUAUGCAUUCACCAUGCAUCAUAUGUUGACUUGUGAAAUGGAUUUUGAGGACGUUAAGGAAAUGUAGUGGGCAUUAGGCAACGGCUUUUAGUAACUGUAAUUCUGUCCAAGGUGUAUCCUCAACUUUGAAUUUUGAUGUACCUGCAUGCUAUCAAAUUUUGCCAAAAAGUUUGUAACAAAUGCGUCUGCCGAUAUGCAGAGGCACAUUCAAGCAUGGUGGCUUAAGUUUUGGUUGA
Messenger RNA from Coffea arabica (coffee), 878 nucleotides. The record is from RefSeq and is a predicted model, not a curated record. Lineage: Eukaryota; Viridiplantae; Streptophyta; Magnoliopsida; Gentianales; Rubiaceae.